GGCCUGUGUGAUGGCGAGUUCGGCAACGGAUUCAACAACUCCAACUACUGGUACUCCGCCACCGGCCCCCAUGAGGUGCAGCCCCGCGUGCUGGCUGCCAUGCACCGCCACGCGGCUGGCGACCCUCGCUUGGAGAAGCUGGCAGCGACCCACGGGUCAUCCUUCACCCCCUGCAAGUGGGUGGCUGCAUGCAGCGAGGCGGCUCGCAACGGUGAUGCGGUGCUGACGCGCUGGUGUGAGGCGGUGAUGGCGGAAGAGUGGUCGGCGCUGCUGCAGCACUGCUACGACCGCUUGGAGGCAGCAGCGUGAGGGGGCAGCUUGCUUGCGUGGGUGGGGCGUGUCAGGGCUGGAUGCCGGCAGUGGGUGUCAGUUGGUUAAGCGACAUGCGUCGGCCCUGACAGGGGAUGCAGGAUGCGAUGGAAUUGCUAUGGGGUGUUGGAUAAGAAGACUGACGAAGAGGGCGUUGAAGGCUGCUUUUCGUUUCCCAGCCGUGAGGAUGCUUGCAGGAUGCUGCAUACUUGCAUGUACCAAUAGCAGGUCGUUAGUUGAGGUGUUUGGAAUGCCGAGGAGUCUGGAGUUGCUUGGUAGUCUGGCUUUUGCUGUUGCUGUUGCCUUUUCGGUCGCUUUGGCGCUAAGGCGCGGACGUGUUCAUGCAGCAGCGCCAUGGCAGUGGAGGGGUACUCCUGUAAGGAGCAACUGUGACGUCCGGUAGAUGGCAUGCCGCACUCUUCUCGCCAUGAUGCUGCGUACUGACAAGUACUCUCGCCGUGGCCCCCUAUCAUGAUAGCUAAUUGCGCCAGUCAAAACAAUGGUGUCGUUUAACUACCACCUUCAGACAUGGACGUGCACAAGUGCAUGCCAACCGUACCGUACCAAGCGAUUUGUUGUUACCUAUUAUGAAGGCAUGAUUGACACUGGUGCGCAGGGAGGGGUUUGUGAGCCACGCGGAGGUGACCUACUGGCCUGCCGUUGAUUUGUACUAGUGAUCGUACGGUUCGGACACGUGAGCGAGCCAGCGUGCCUUCGCAAAAUGUAUGGUGCUCUCAUGCCUUUGAGAGCACUUGAAGGUUUACAUAGCUGAUACACAUUUGCUGAGCCCUCAUACGCAAUUGGAUGCUUAAAGCAGCACGUUCAAAGGGGUACCAGAACGGCACUUCCCGUUCAGGCGUGCUAUGCUUCUAACUUCGAAGUCCUUACAUAUUAUUGUUGACAUCACCCUUACCUAGCUAGGGAAUCCGAACUGCGCUAAAGUACCAUCCGGCACAACAGCCAGACGACUGGGAACUCAACUGUUAUGAAGACGAAAGCAAUGAACUGCAGUUUGUAACCUAUGUCGGAUGGCAGCGUUUCGUAUGCUUUUCUCUCAGGAUAGCUGAGAUAGUGUCCGGAGCGAAGCCCAUUGAAAGGCGUAAGCAGCAUAACACCCUGGGCUGGCGGACAAGGAUUUACGUCUAGGAGUGCAAAAUGGCACAGAGCGCAGUGGAUUCAGGGAGGCAGCGGAGUUUGCUACAAAAUGCCCAAACACUGGUUGCUGAGCUACGCGCUCUGCCCUUGGAUCCCGCAACAACUCGGGCCAGCUACCCUCGGAUGUUUGAGCUGGUGCGGAUGGUGAAGAGGUACAGUGAAGCUACCGCCGCUCUUCCAGCCGACGAGACGCGGGCCAUGUGGGAGCAACGGGGGCAAUGGCUACAAGAGGAGGUAGCCGGGUUGGCCCAGGAGCGCAUCUACUCGCCCGACCAGCAGCAGUACUGGCUCAACCUGCUGCUGCUGCUGUUCGCGGGGGCGGAGGCGUGCGACAGGGCGCUGAGGGAGAAGCUGGAGCUAGACAUCGCCCACCAGUCCCAGUCCCGGCAGCUGGCGGAGCUGCGGGGGCAGCUGGAGGCGGCACGCAGCGAGGCGCAGGAGGCGGCGCAGCGCACCUGCAUCCCCCCCGCGCUGUCCGAGGAGCUGCUGUCGCUGCGCAGCGAGGUGGCGGUGCUGCGGGGCGAGCUGGAGCGGGGCAGAGAGCAGGCGGCGGCGGCGCAGCAGCAGGCGCAGCUGCUGGCCGCCGAGCGCGACUCCCUGCGUGAGCAGCUGGAGGGGCUGCGGGGGGAGCUGGCGGCGCUGAACAACACAGCCAACAGCAGGCUGGAGGUCAUCCAGCAGCUCAUGCAGCGCGCCGAGUCCAGCAGCUGCCAGGGCCAGGCGGCCGCAGCGGAGCUCAGCCGGCUGCACGCGCACUGCCGCACCCUCAGCGUCAACCUGGAGACCAAUGCAAAGGUGAUAGAGAAGCUGGCGCAGCUGAACAGCGAGCUGAUGGACAGCCUCAAUGCCGCCACCGCAACCGCGGAAGCAAGAGCAAGGCAGCUGCAGCAGCAGCAGCAGGGGGGAGGCAGCAGCAGUCCGCAGGAGGAGGCAGCCGGCGGGUUUGGCGGCAGCAGAAGCGGUGGUGGUGGUGAGGAAGCCGAAGCAGGCCCCUCGCUGGCAUCCUCGUUGUUUUGGGGGCAGCGCAAUGGGGA
Messenger RNA from Astrephomene gubernaculifera, 2498 nucleotides. Lineage: Eukaryota; Viridiplantae; Chlorophyta; Chlorophyceae; Chlamydomonadales; Astrephomenaceae. The record is from the annotation of a GenBank genome assembly.